GUCCGUGCGAGGAAGAUUGGCCUCGCUGCCCUGCCGUACUCGGAGCCUUAGCAGCGUGAGAGUUGGAAAGCGAGCCUUCCUCGGCCGCUGGUGCGGUUCUUGCAGCCUGUGGAUUGGAACUUCCACGCUCGCGGGAUUCGAAAACGUCAUAAUGGCUCAGAACGUUCAGAACGUUACUCUCUCUCUCACGCUGCCCAUCACUUGCCACAUUUGCCUGGGAAAGGUCCGUCACCCUGUAAUCUGUGCCAACAACCACGUGUUCUGCUCCAUUUGUAUCGAAGUUUGGCUGAAGAACAAUAGCCAGUGUCCUGCUUGUAGAAUCCCUAUCAGUCCAGAUAACCCUUGCAAAGAGGUCCUUGGAGGAACAAGCGAAAGUAAUCCUGUGUUUAGCCCUGUGAUCAGAAAACAGCUCCGCAAAACGAGGCUUGAGAUACUGCACAAAGAGUAUGAGGAUGAGAUUGAAUCUCUGCAGAAAGAGAUGGAAGAGCUGAAAGAGAAGAACCUUAGCUUGGAGUCCCAGCUGAAAUCUGUUCUGUGCCCCCUGACAUUGGAUGUGUCAGGAAAAAAACAGGAGAGUCCUCCGCUCUCAGACGAGGAGCACAAACCUGAUCCUGAGAUGUUGGCACUGUGGACCCAGAAGCUUCAGGCAGCGAAUGAUCUGUAUGAAAAAGCGAAAGAUGACAUGGACAAGUUAAUGGAGGUAAAUAAGAAACUGAGGCUUGAAAACGGUGGUCUUCUGAGGGAGAACUUGAGGCUAAAGGCUGAGGUUGGAAGCCGAUCACCCCAGAAGUUUGGGAGGUUCACGGUCGCUGCCCUUCAGUCCAAGCUAGAACAGUCCGAGCGGGAAAUGAACCGCCUGAAAAAGGCCCUGGAGAGAAGCGAUGCCUACAUAGAAGAUUUGGAGUCACAGAUUUCUCAGCUGAAGAGGGAAGGCGAGCAGAGGAAAACUGCAGAUGCCGAAAGUGAUGUUCCUGUUCCCAUGGAGGAGAAAGAGAGUGAAGGUGCCCCCAACAAGAAUGCAUUGUUAGAAAGCCCAGGGGAGAGCAUAGACCCAAAUUGCCUGUGUGUGAACCGUCCCCCUGAUGAUCUUGAGCAGCCGGCACGUAGCGGACUGUUAAGCAGCAGCAAUGACGUGUGUUUAAAUGCAGGCAGCCAGGGUUGUUCGGAUGAAUCUGUAGCCCAGCAGUGUGCUGCUGGAAGGGAGGUUUUUUCGGGCUCUCAAGGGAGUCUCUUGGAUAUAUCGGGCUCCGAUAUGGAUACCUGUUCAGAACAAACAUGGGAUAAAAUUGGACCCUAUAAAGAAGAACUUUAUGACCUUCCGGAUCCAUGUACGCCAUUGUCUCUUAGUUGCCUCCAGUUGAACACACCCAACAACAAAGACGAUCCUGUGGUGAAAGAGGAGAGCACAAGGGAGCCCCCCACCUUUCUGAGGAAACUGGAAUUUGAAGACUUUGGGGAGGCAUCAGAUGACUGUAGCAAAGGCUCCCCACAACACAGUGCAAGCAGUUGUGAGAGUGUUGAAAACAAGGUGACUUGCUUUCCAUCAGAAAAACCAGUCUUUUGGAACAGGUGCCGGCCCCACUACGAUGAGAAUUUGGAUUUUGAAGGCUCUGAAACAAAUACAGUCACCAGUGACUCCGGGGAGUCUUCAUCCAAAUCCAGUGAAAAAUCACACAACCAGAGUGUGCCUAAGAAACUGAGUUCUGUCCGUUCUUUGGAAAUGAACCGCACCCGAACGUCCAGUGAGGCAUCUAUGGAUGCUGCCUACCUUGAUAAAAUCUCUGAACUGGACUCCAUGAUGUCUGAAUCAGACAAUAGUAAGAGUCCCUAUUACCCUUCCAAGUCUUCUUCAGACCUGGAUAAUUCUUGCAAGUCAACACAAUGUCCUGAUCAUCUGACUGAAAAAGAGAAAGGUAUGAAGGAAAGAAAGGAACAAAAUUCCCUCAAAUGUCCUCUGCCGAGCGAACAUUCGGAAGAGGGGAGCGAGUGGAAAUCUACAAGUUUUUCGAUCCUUUCUCCCACAGCAUUAGAUGUCACAGAACCUUUUCCACUCUUUGGUGGCCGGACGUCUGAAACAAAUGAAAUGAAACCUCAGAGCUUCUUAUAUCAAAGGGAGCUUUCCCCGAGCUUUCUCUUUAGUAAUUCGCGCGGAUCAUUUGAAGAGCACAAACUUGGGCCCUCUCUUUUUAAGGUGGCGCCUGAGCUGCAAAACCUCCACAACCAACUCCAGUCUCCAUGGUCAUCAUCCUUUGUACCAGACCGAAAAGCCAAAAGCAUCCAUGCAUCAGCAAAAAGGAAAAUUCACAACAGCCUGUCUAGCGCCAGUCCAUCAAAAACCACCAAGAACUGAUUCCCUUGUUGACUGACAUGUUUUCUAAGCAGAAAUAUCUGUAGUGCCAAUGUGAUGAUGUUCAGGUUUCCUGCCCCCACCCCCAAAAUUAAUUCGUCUUAGGUCCUCCUUUGACCUCAGCUUGUCUUCUACUUAAACACUGAGCGAUGGAGCCCACCUGUAGCCUCUGGUUAGAGUCCCAAACUAUUUUGCUGAAGAUGCAGUCUUUAAAAUCAUUCAUAGCUUGAUAAAUGUCUUCUGUUUUAGAGCUCUUUGGAUUUUGUUUUAGUAUUGGGUUACAUGAAGUCUUCUAUCCCAUGAAGAGCUGUUAAAUGUCCGGUUACUGAGUGUGAUAGAUUUUUCAGGACAGAUUCUCAUUGAAACCAGUGUUUCUAGGGUAAGCGACUUAUAGGAGAACAUCUUAAUUGCUUCUCUUAAGGAGGGAUUGUGAUGGCUGCUGUUGCUGAAACCAGCUUUUCUCAGAACCUGGCUUUCAGAAUUAAAAAUUUGCCUGCUCAUAUCUGCAUGAGUCUCUCUCAUAUCUAUCUCUCCUGCAUCUGUAGUGUUCAAUGUGUAGCUAAUAGUAAAUUUCUUUGCCAAGUUUUCAGCUAGAAAAAACUGUCUCGUUGCUCAAGGCGGAGAACCCAAUUAUUUUUCUUCCUCCUUUUUUUUCUUUUAAUUAAACACCACUUUUAACCAUUUCCUUUAAGGCGCCACUUGUACAAGACUGUGUGAUUUGUGCCUGUGUAGUUCAUAAAAAUGGGUUGGUAUGCUAAUGGCUUGUUUACCAAAUGUGCACUGAGCAUUUUACAUGAAUACUGUACUGUUUUACAUUAAUACUGCAUGCUUUUCUAUGUGGAAUGAAUAAAAAGUCACAAACA
Pogona vitticeps (central bearded dragon) is the source of this 3210-nucleotide messenger RNA. It is a transcript of the gene OBI1, whose product is annotated as ORC ubiquitin ligase 1. Gene Ontology annotation, molecular function: ubiquitin-protein transferase activity. Gene Ontology annotation, biological process: regulation of DNA replication; protein monoubiquitination. Lineage: Eukaryota; Metazoa; Chordata; Lepidosauria; Squamata; Agamidae. The record is from RefSeq and is a predicted model, not a curated record.